ACUCCGCGAUGGUGACUGCGGGAGGCUUCACGUGAACGUUUACCUCGCAAUAACAAAAAAAAAACAAAAAAAACUUCACAGUGCUCACCUUGGCGUUCAGGUGUCACGUUAAAGCUGUUUCUACCUCGUACCUUCCGCGGGUGCUUCAGCUACUUCUCUAUUGUUCGGUUUAGUGUUACUUUUAUUUUUUUGUUGUUUAGUUUGUGCUCAGAUGACGGCGCAGGUAGAUUACCUGGCGGUGGUUUUCACCGCCACAUCUGGCGCGGCCGGAGAGCUGCUGGGCUCUGAUGAGAAAGAACUGGUGCGGUUGGUUUGGCAGCUGGUGAAUGUCAAGAAUAAAACGUUGGGCAAGGUGAAUGAGCUCAUCAUCAAGCCUAACCUCUCAGACUUGACAGACAAAGAAGAGGAGGAAGAUGAUGUUGUGGAGAAAAGCGAGGAGGAGGAGGAGGAGGAGGAGCAGGAGGAGAAGAGUUUGCACAGAGCUGACUGCGUUUACACAGUAACAAGUCUCGACAGUGCUUUUGACACGUUUAACCUGCAGCUGACGAACGAGGUGAACAGUGCGGGCGCGGGCACGUCGUUGUGUUUGUGUACAGACGGGCAGCUCCACAUCCGUCAAGUGAUUCACCCCGAGGCUGCGAGCAAGAACGUCCUGGUCCCCGACUCUUUCUACUCCUUCUUCGACCUUCGGAAGGUGUUCAAGAACCACUUCCCCACCUCUGACCUCAAGGCACUGAAUGUGCACGUCAUGGCCGAGUCUCUUAGUAUACCUAUGAAUGUUCCCACCGUGUGGGAUCCCUCGGCUACUCAUGAGCCGUCGGCUGUUUUGCCCCCAACGGCGGCCGUAGAGCAGCUCCAGCUUAUGGCCAGCAUUGUUCUUGCACUGCUCUCUGAGCCAUUUUGCCACACAUUUUCUAACCCAGAAAGAGUCAGCGAUAGAUUUGAAAAUGGCACUUGCAGUAAGCUGGAGAAAGUGUGUGACAACACAGUGAUCAGAGCCAGAGGGUUGCCUUGGCAGUCGUCAGACCAGGACAUCGCUCGAUUCUUCAGAGGCCUCAACAUCGCCAAAGGAGGGGCUGCGCUGUGUCUUAACGCUCAAGGAAGGAGGAAUGGCGAAGCCCUCGUUCGUUUUGUCAGUGAAGAACACCGAGACUUGGCCCUGCAGAGGCACAAACACCAUAUGGGCAACAGAUAUAUAGAGGUUUAUAAAGCAACAGGAGAAGACUUUCUGAAGAUAGCAGGAGGAACCUCCAACGAGGUGGCGAUGUUCCUGUCGCGCGAGGACCAGAUCAUCGUGAGGAUGCGGGGCCUCCCCUUCGACGCCACGCUCAGUCAAGUGCUGGACUUCUUCUGUCCGCGGGACGAGCUAAAAGAGACGUGUCCGGUCAGCGGAGGGACGGACGGCAUCUUAUUCGUCCGCUACCCGGACGGGCGUCCCACUGGAGAUGCUUUUGUGCUGUUUGCCUGUGAGGAGCAUGCUCAGUGCGCUCUGAGGAAACACAAGGACAUGCUGGGGAAAAGAUACAUCGAGCUGUUUAAAAGUACGGCGGCAGAGGUGCAACAGGUACUGAACCGGUACUCGUCGCCCCCGCUCAUCCCCGUGGCUCCGGCGCCCCUGGUGUCAGUGCUGCCCUCAGUUUCUCUCCUGCCCCCUCCAGGUAGUGCGAGGGACUGCUUGAGGCUGAGGGGGCUGCCGUACACGGCGAGCAUCGAGGACAUCCUCACCUUCCUGGGCGAGUUCACACAAGAUGUGAGACCGCACGGAGUGCACAUGGUGCUCAACCAGCAGGGUCGUCCGUCUGGUGACUGCUUCAUCCAGAUGACUUCGGCGGAGCGUGCACUUCAGGCCUCGCAGCGGCUUCACAAGCACGUGAUGACCAGUCAGCGUGGGGCGAACAGCCGCUAUGUGGAGGUGUUCCCCUGCAGCGCCGAGGAGAUGGGCCUGGUGCUGAUGGGAGGCUCGCUCUCACACACGCACACACACAAACAUAACCGGAGCAGAAGUGGGACAGGGCUCAGCCCGCCGCCAUGUAAGUUCAGACGUCUAUCACCACCAUCCUACUCCUUCGCCCCCAUUCCACCCGUCCUGCCCACAGAAGCUGCUGCUGCUCUCUACCCCCCCCUCGGGCAGGUGCUGUUGACCCCUCGACCUCUCCCACCAGGACAUGCCUUCUACCCUGCUUCAGCACAGUUGUACAUGAACUACACGGCCUACUACCCCAGCCCGCCAGGCUCCCCAACGACUGUAGGUUUUUUCCCCGCCGCCUCGUCUCUUUCGUCGCCGGCAGGGUUGGUGCGAAUGCCAGGCCUGGCCUAUAACGGCAGUGGAGUUAAAGAGCUUAUCAAUGCAGUGCAAGGAUACCAGUACGCCCCCGAGGAUGCUCUUGUGCAUGGACCCGUGCACGCUCACGACCCAGCCAGGACGUUUCUUACGCAGCCCAAAGAAUGGGGUCCCGCGGAGUCCGUUUCCUUCCUGAGCAGCAGUCUGAUUGGUCAGUCCAGUGGAGAAGUUCCUCUCAUGGCCCUCCCUCCCCUCCUGACCAAACCAGGGGAGCAGUACCUGGAUCUGACCCUGCUGUAG
This is a messenger RNA of Nematolebias whitei (Rio pearlfish), 2581 nucleotides long. RefSeq names its product epithelial splicing regulatory protein 1 (gene esrp1). NCBI's taxonomy places the organism in Eukaryota, Metazoa, Chordata, Actinopteri, Cyprinodontiformes, Rivulidae. The transcript has 16 exons. Gene Ontology annotation, molecular function: RNA binding. Bases 212 to 2581 code for a protein of 789 amino acids. Gene Ontology annotation, cellular component: ribonucleoprotein complex. The record is from RefSeq and is a predicted model, not a curated record.